Messenger RNA from Equus caballus (horse), 1827 nucleotides. NCBI's taxonomy places the organism in Eukaryota, Metazoa, Chordata, Mammalia, Perissodactyla, Equidae. The record is from RefSeq and is a predicted model, not a curated record.
CGCCCUCUCCAUUGACCCCGCCCCAGGUUUCUUAGGAGAUGAGAGACGCCGAAUCUUGGUCCAUGUAGGCGGCGCGGGGAGCAGGACAGGGGCAGAGGAAACUCCUCUGAGGUCUGUACUUCGAGGGCGGCCAUGCAGAGCUCUCACAGCUCCUGCCAGGAUUGGUGCAGCAGUGGGCAAUACUGGUUUGAGCUCGGACCCACGGACUUGCUGGAGCGCAAGGGCUCCCUGACCCUCCGCUCCCGUAGCAAGAAAUACUCGAAACCGGUGUUGGUGUAUUCCUGGCACCAUGACAGAGAAGCUUAUCCCAAAGAUUAUGAUAUAGAGGGUCCUGAGGAAGUAAAAAAACUGUGUAAUUCAACGUAUUGGCGAUUUGGAACCGAUGAGCCCCCAAUUUGGAUAUCAGAAACACAUGAACAAAUGGCACAAGUUUAUUUAAACAAAGAAUUGGCUGAAAUAAAGAGCAAGCCUUUAUUGAAUGAGGAAACAAUGAACUCUGGGAUUAUUGAAAGGGACACUGGAUUGCCUGCGACAGGCUUUGGAGCUCUCUUUACUAGACACCCACCAGAUCGACGCAAAGUUGGUGUUAAAACUCUCCCAGCCAUCCAGGUUUGAAGCCGUGGAUCAUCUUGGUUCUUUAGCCCCAGUUAGCCAGGUCAUCACAAACAAGGAAAGUCUGAGAAAUUGUCACAGCCAACAGGAGCCAUCCUAAGGACACAUGAUUACUAAAGGUAAUGUGACAUCCUGCAAAGGAUCCUGGAAUAGAAAGGGGACAUUUAUAUGUUAGAAACUAAGGAGACUUGAUUAUAAUAUGGACUCUAGUUUAAUGAUAAUAUAUCGACAGUGGUUCUUUAAUUGUGACAAAUGUACCAUGCUAAUGCUAAUAAUAGGGGGAACUGGGUGAGGGAUAUAUGAGAACUCUUUGUACUAUCUUCACAAUGUUUCUGUAGACCUAAAACUACUCCAAAAUGAAAAUUUUACUUAAAUAUUAAAAAACAGCCUUUGUCAUAAAUGCUGGCAUGUGAAGAUAUUGGCUGAGAAAUUCUUACAGAGAUAUCUUAUUUGAUAGCCAAGCCUUGUGAUGUUAAACUUGUUUUUCCCAUAAGCUGAUUUGCUUGGAUGAAAUACCUUAUUUUUUAAAUGGUUAAAACUCUUCGAUAUAAAUUCAUAAAAACUAGUUCCAAAAAAAUCUGUUAGGUUAAAAAAAAAAGCAGUAAAAAGUAAAGAAAAGGUAGCUGGGUCCAUAGAUGCAAAAAAAAUACUGUGUAAUUUUAUUUAUAAAAAGUUCAAAACAUACAAUUAAGGGAAAAUUAAUCUAGAAUGUUAGAAGUUGAAACAGUGAUUAUCUUUAGGAGUAUGACUAGGAGGGGCAUUAGGGCUGCUUCAAGGAGCAUAAUGGUCCUUUUCUUGAUCUGGGUGGUAGUUACCAGAGCAUAUUCACUUUGUGAAAAUUCAUUGGGAAACAGACUUAUAAACAGAGAGUAAUAUAUUAUGAUGAUUGCUAUAAUGGAUAUGCAUGCAAAUGUACUGGGAUUCUAGAGGUGAUCUUUGGUCUCUCAGGGGAAGUCAGAGAGGGCUUUGCAAUAAGGAGGGUCAUGUGAGUUGAUACAUGAUGAAAGAGUACACAUUUGCCUAAAAGGAAGUGGGUGUUGUUAAGUGGAACAAGGUAAGAUGAAGAGAGAAUUCUAGACAGAGGUAACAGCUAGAGAAAAAUCAGAGGCAGGAUGGAUUUUGGAAAAUUCCUGUAGUUUGGGAGAACGGCAGGAAGUGACUGUUAUUUUUUAUUUUUUUUAAAGAUUGGCCCUGAGCUGACAUCUGUUGCCAAUC